AUGAAGGUCACUACUCAGAACCUCUUGCUUUCGCUCGCGGCUUCUGCUCUCGCGGCGCCUGUCGAUAACCAAAAGCGUCAACUUGGCGGCGGUAGCGGGUCGCUGCCCUCGAUCUCUGGCAUUUCCUUGCCCUCUCUCAGCGGUGUUGCGCUGCCGACUGGCGGAGCUGGCGGCUCUUCUGGUGGACUAGGUGGACUCGGGGGAUCGUCAGGAGGAGGGCUGGGAGGUCUUGGAGGAUCGUCUGGAGGACUCGGUGGAUCUACUGGAGGUCUUGGAGGAUCCUCUGGCAGCAUCCCAGGUCUCGGUUCCUCAGGCGGUCUGGGAAGCUCUACAGGUGACCUGUCUGGUCUCGGCGGCUCUGGUUCCGGAUUGGACAUCCCGUCCAAAACACUGAAGAAGCGCCAGAGUCUCGGUGCAUUGACGACUGGUCUCCCCAGCGGCAGUGGAGGACUCGGUUCCGGGUCUGGUAGCAUCCCAGGUCUCGGCGGUUCAAGCUCUGGCAGCGGCAGUAUUCCCAGUCUUGGUGGCUCAUCAGGCUCUGGCAGUAUCCCAAGUCUCGGCGGAUCAUCAGGCUCUGGAAGUAUUCCCGGGCUCGGCGGUUCAUCGAGCUCUGGCAGCAUCCCAGGCCUUGGUUCUGGUUCUAGCGGACUUGGUGGUCUGGGGUCUGGCAGUUCCAGCAGCUCUGGCGGUGACUUGAGCUCUCUCGGUGGGCUCAGUUCCGGCAGCAGUCUCACACCAUCCACGACUUUGAAGGAGCGUCAGGACCUGGGCAGCUUCAGCGGAUUCGGUAGCUCUGCCAGCGGACUCUCUGGUCUUGGUGGACUGACCGGCAGUACUGGCAGCACUGGCUCUACAGACUCAUCGUCCGCUGCUGAUGGAGGCUGCAAAGCUCUGACUCUCAUCUUCGCCCGUGGCACUGGCGAGAUGGGUACAAUGGGCAGUGUGAUCGGCCCACCUCUCGCCAGCGCCCUUGAAAGCGCUCUCGGCGCGGACAAAGUCAGCUCGCAAGGAGUUGAUUACCCUGCUGAUGCUGGUGGUAACGCCAAUAUGGGCGCAUCAGGUGGCCCCGCCAUGGCAUCCCAAGCACAGGAAGUCUUCAGCUCCUGCCCGGACAGCAAGGUUGUCCUAUCGGGCUACUCACAGGGAGCCAUGGUCGUCCACAACGCCCUGUCAUCUCAAGGCCUGGAUGGAAGCAAGGUUGCGGCAGUCGUUGCUUUUGGUGACCCCCUCAACGGUCAAGAAUUCGAGGGUGUAGAUGCUGCUAAGACCAAGGAGUUCUGUGGAUCUGGAGAUUUCCUCUGCAGUGCUGGCGGUACUACUGGGUCGGGCUCUCAUUUGAGCUACACCGCAGAUGCUGAUGCAGCGGCUCAAUUCAUUGUGCAGGCUGUCGGUCUCUAG
Molecule: messenger RNA, 1398 nt
Organism: Zasmidium cellare ATCC 36951
Lineage: Eukaryota; Fungi; Ascomycota; Dothideomycetes; Mycosphaerellales; Mycosphaerellaceae
Product: carbohydrate esterase family 5 protein
Exons: 5
Coding region: 1-1398 (465 amino acids)
Biological process (GO): carbohydrate catabolic process
Cellular component (GO): extracellular region
Molecular function (GO): cutinase activity
Source: RefSeq, a predicted model, not a curated record